AUGACACAAGAAUACGGCUGUAAAGAAAAAGAAACGGAUCCUGGUUCCUUGGUUUUGCUUAAAAAGGACGAACAUGCAAUGGAGAAUGGGUCCAAACUUCAACUUCCGCCUGAAGCCGAUGGCGAUUUGCAAAUCACUUAUCAGCAGGCACAGCCAAUUAACCGAGCCACUUGGGGUGGCAAAUUUGAAUUCGUUCUCUCCUGCAUCAGCUACGCUGUCGGACUUGGCAACAUCUGGCGUUUCCCCUAUCUCUGUCACAAGAAUGGCGGUGGUGCCUUUCUGGUGCCCUACCUGCUGAUGCUUAUUUUGGUUGGUCUGCCUCUUUUCUUUCUUGAAUUCGCUUUCGGACAAUUCGCCAGUCUUGGCCCCAUCUCCAUCUGGAAUGUCAGUCCACUUUUCAAAGGCAUCGGUUACGCGAUGGUUGCCACUUCAUGGUUGCUCUCACUCUACUACAAUGUAAUCAUCGCGGAGAGUCUGCUCUACCUGUUUUACAGUUUCACUCGUGAGCUCCCCUGGACAUACUGCAAUAACACUUGGAACGACAAUGUGACCUGCAUCGAUGCUACAACCAAUCUCACGUCGUUCUUAAGCUCCAACGGUAAGCUCCCCACACCCUUCAUCCUCGUCUUUUCCCACAUCAUGGCGUUCGUGUCUGUUAUUUGGGUCACCGUGUGCCCGCCCGGUCUGUCAGGUGUUGACUCAUUCGCCAGAACCUGGGCAAAGGGAUCGAUCGUGUCCUACUUUUCUUCGUUCUGUCAUAACUUUUUUGCACCCAUCUCUCUCCUCCGUCACACAUCAGUGCUCGCCCUUUACACCACUUGUAGUAACCAUAUUUUGCAAAAGUCGGGAGGCAUCGACGAGAUCGGUCUGCCGGUGUGGCAGUUGUCGCUGUGUCUCCUCCUCGCUUGGACCAUCACGGCUCUCGUUUUACUCAAGGGUGUCCAAUCCCUUGGGAAGGUAUCCUAUUUCACGGCCCUGUUUCCCUACGUCAUUCUCACCGUGUUGUUGAUUCAUUCACUGACGCUCAAGGGUUCUCUUAACGGCAUUCUCUACUACUUGACGCCCAAGUUCAGCCGACUGAAGGACCCCCGCGUUUGGGUCGAUGCUGCCACCCAAAUUUUCUUCUCCCUCGGAUGCUGCUCUGGCUCGUUGAUUGCCAUGUCCAGCUUCAACCCUUUUAAGAACAACUGUUGCAGAGAUGCUAUUAUCGUGGCCUGCGUCAACUGCUGCACCUCAAUCUACGCCGGUUUCGUGGUCUUCGCGAGCCUUGGUUUCAUGGCUGAGCAGAAGAACGUCACCAUGGAAAACGUUGCAAAAUCGGGUCCUGGCCUCGCGUUCGUUGUGUACCCGGAGGCCUUGGCACAGAUGCCUCUCCCGGCGAUGUGGUCCAUCUUCUUCUUCUUCAUGCUCUCCACCGUCGGCCUGGGAUCCCAAUUCCCCAUAGUCGAGACGGUUAUGUCUGGCGUAGAAGACGAACUCAGACGAGUCGGUCUUCUUACCAGCCACUGGGUAAGGUACACCUUCAGGAUUGGCCUCUGCGUGGUCAACUUUCUCCUCGGUAUCCCCAUGGUCUGCAGAGGUGGUUACUACCUGCUUUUCCUCGUGGACUGGGCCAUGUCUGGUUAUCCCCUCAUGUUCAUCUGCGUCAUAGAGAUCGUCAUCAUCUGCUACUCUUAUGGCCUAAAGCAGUUCAGGAGGGAUAUUGAAUUGAUGAUAAACGCGCGUCCAAACUGGUACUGGCGAAUCUCCUGGAUGAUAACCACUCCGGGCAUAUCGGUCGGUCUCAUCAUCUUCUCCAUGGUGAGCUCGUCGGGGCUUCAACUGGACAAUUACGUCUUUCCUUACUGGGCUCAAUCGAUUGCCUACAUGACCGCCGCGUUUCCCAUUGUCUGUAUUCCGCUGUGGUUCUUCUACAAGUACUGCAAGGAGGGUGGUUGGAUUCUCUUCACAGAGUUCCUCAAACCUGUAAACGAAUGGGGCCCGGCUAAGGACGAACACCGGGCUGAGUUCAUUUCCAUGAUUCGUUCCAACGACUCACUGCGUCAGGGCGGUGGGCAUGGAAGUAGCCAGGUCUGCUUGAGUCGUGCCUACAUUCCACAAGGACUCGGUGAUCCUGAAGGCGGUGACAUCAUUGACGGCAGCCGAAAACGCGUAUUUGGAUCUGUGGUCAGGGGAAGCACGGCCGCAAUCGACACCGAGGGUGGAUUCUUCCAGAGCAAGCUCAGCGUCGCCGAGAAGCUAACUAUGGCCCACAACAAGGAAGUGGCCAAACGGUCCGGCAUCGACCUCGCCCAUCUGGACGCCGAGGCGCUCACCGCCAGCCAGAUUGCAAGUUUUUGCGCCCUAGCAACAAUGACGGCGACGAAGGAGGUGCAGCCGUACUCUGUGGCCUACGAGGGGCCCAGCCAGCCGCGCAUCUCCGCCACGGAGCCACCGACAAUCAACUUCGACCGUCGGGCCUCUCAGUGCACUGCCAGUGCGCCCGGUCACGCACCCACCUUGUCCCAACUGGCUGCCAGCACCAAUGGCACCACCCUGCCUGCUGACGAAUCGUCUGCCAAAACGCAACAGCGAUAA
This is a messenger RNA of Mesocestoides corti, 2577 nucleotides long. Lineage: Eukaryota; Metazoa; Platyhelminthes; Cestoda; Cyclophyllidea; Mesocestoididae. The record is from the annotation of a GenBank genome assembly.